GAUAAUUCUGUGAUACUAUUUAAAUAAAGUCGUAAGCGAGAAACAAUUCAUUAUUGAAGUAUCGCUUUCUUAUGUACAGUUUAUAAAAGUAAAAAUUAAGUGGUAGCGAUUACUAUCAAAAAUGGCUGCAGCUGUAAAAUUAUUAAAUGGAAACAAAUAUAAUGUUGUGGACAGCGAAUUAAAUUAUAUUAAUUCAAAAUUUAUUUCGUUGAACGAUGAUGAAAAAAAAGUUACAAGUGCUUUUUUCACUAAGUUUAUCGAUUCAUUCGUGAAGGAAAUGAAAAAGGCUGAUAAAUUGUUUGAAAAUAUGUAUCAAACAAUUUUACAUGCUGGAAGCUAUUAUGAUGGCUUAAAAGUUGGUAAACCAGAUGAGUACGAUUUGGAUUUAAUUUUUAAAUUACCCAUUGAUUAUAAUGAAAUAAAAAUAACAUCUUCACCAGGGAAACCUGGCUAUGUGAAAUUAAAAGUUAGCGAAUUAGAAUAUUUAAGAUUGAUCAAAAAUCAACAUUGGAAUGACCGUUACAAUGUAAUGGCUGAUUGGUUUGAUAAUAAUAAGUUCUUCAUACCUGAUAAAUUUCGAUGUUGGCUUCAAUCCGUUGUCCAAAAUACAUUUAAUCAACAUAAAUUCCCCAAUGAAUUAAUGGUAACCUUUACCACAUCUGGUCCAGCAAUUACGUUACAUGUAGAAAAAGGCGAUAUUAAAUUUAGUAUUGAUUUAGUACCUGUUCUUAAAAUGGAAAAUCGAGCUCCACCUCCGGCAAUUUGCAAUAUAAAAGAAGCGGAAAAAUCUGCAGAUGGAAAAAAAUUAUCCUGGUAUGUGGUUCCAAAACCAGUGAAAACGUCAAAUGGAAGUAAUUCUAAAAGUAAUGAAGUGAAUUUAAAUUGGCGAUUAGCUUUUCACGAACAUGAAAAAGUCUUAAUUGCUGGAAAUGAAAGACUAAAACCUGCGUUACGAUUGUUAAAAAAAUUUCGUGAUUCCCAAAACUUCCCAAAAAUCGCUAGCUACUAUUUAAAAACAAUUUGUUUGUGGGAGUUGAAAAAACCCGAAAAUAAUGGACUAUGGACAUCGGGAUCUUUGAGCUAUGUAUUUGUCCAUCUUUUGAAAGCCUUUUAUGAAUCGUUAAAGGUUGGUAAAAUCGAUUACUACUGGCAAAAGGAAAAUAAUUUACUUGCGGUUGUUAAGAAAGAUACUAUCGAUAAUAAUUCCAACACACUAAAGAAAAUUAUUGAUAAAAUCGAAGCGGAUCCAAGAUUAAUUCCAUCUUUUAUUUUAUCAAAGAGAGAGUAUGAACAAUAUUCCAACCAUCGAGGAGAUAAAAUUGGAAACGUGCCGAAAGAAAAGGAAUCAGACAAAAUUUCAAAUCAAUCAUCACUUGAAAAUUUCAAUUCACUUCACCGAGAGAUACAGAAAGUGUUUGAACAAAAGGAUCCAGGCGAAAUUUCAAAUACUAAUAAUCAAUCAUCAAUUGAAAAUUUUAAUUCACUUCAUCGAGAGGAGAAACAUAAACUAAUUGAAGAAAAGGAUUCAGAAAAAAUUUCAAAAACUAAUAAUCAAUCAUCACUUGAAAAUUUCAAUUUACUUCAUCGAGAGAUACAAAAACUGAUUGAAGAAAGCGAUUCAGGCAAAAAUUCAAAUACUAAUAGUCGAUCAUCAAUUGAUAAUUUCAAUGCACUUCACCGAGAGGAGAAACAGAAACUGAUUGAAGAAAAGGAUUCAGGCAAAAUUUCAAAUACUUAUAAUCAAUCGUCAAUUGAAAAUUCAAAACUUCACCGAGAGAAACAGAAACUGAUUGCUAUUGUAUGCAAUGAAAUCAACAGUGUUCAAAGUAUUGAAGAAUUGAAUGCUAUAAAAAACAUCUUUACGUCUAUUCAAUUCUUCAGGAACAAUUCCUCGGGCUCAAAUCGAGAACAGUUACAGUCAACAAUGAACAAUGCAACUGAUUUUUAUACACACCAUACAUAUAUGUAGUACAUUAUAAGUUUAGUCUAAAGUUUUUUACGCUUAUUACAGUCUAAAUAUUUGACCUUUUUAUACCGUGAGCUCUCAUAAUAAAGAGAUAACCUUAUGAUUAUUUAAACCUACCUUUCUACAAAAUUGAUUAAUGUAAGUUUAGUAAUUAAUAAUAUCGAGGUUUUAAUCGUGGUCAUAUUAACACGAUAAUCGGUAAUUAAGAUUUUCGAUAAUGUUUUCUGUCUGAGAAAAUUAUUGAGGACACUAAUAU
Messenger RNA from Chrysoperla carnea, 2222 nucleotides. Its product is annotated as cyclic GMP-AMP synthase-like. The record is from RefSeq and is a predicted model, not a curated record. The transcript is spliced from 9 exons. NCBI's taxonomy places the organism in Eukaryota, Metazoa, Arthropoda, Insecta, Neuroptera, Chrysopidae. The coding region runs from base 122 to 1969 and encodes 615 amino acids.